AUGUUCUCUCAAGCCGGUCGGGAAAUUCUGAUUAAAGCAGUUGUACCAGCUAUUCCAAGCUAUGCCAUGAGUUGUUUCCGUCUCCCAAAGAAACUCAUCAAAAAUCUCCAUUCCUUGGCAGCUAAUUUUUGGUCGGGGGAUACCAAAGAGAAUAAGAAACUCCAUUGGAGUACUUGGGACAAGUUGUGCAAGCCUAAGGAGGAAGGAGGCCUUGGGUUCCGGAGUUUAACUGAAUUCAACCAAGCUCUUUUGGCCAAACAAGGGUGGAGACUCAUCCAUAAUCCACAAUCUCUUCUUUCUCGGGUCCUGAAGAAUAGUUACUAUCCUCUUACUUCCUUCAUGGAAGCGGGCUGUCCUAAUGGGGCUUCAUGUGUGUGGAAAGGAAUUUGUUGGGGUAGGAAGAUUCUGAAGGAAGGGGCUAGAUGA
This is a messenger RNA of Cannabis sativa, 426 nucleotides long. RefSeq lists its product as uncharacterized. The coding region runs from base 1 to 426 and encodes 141 amino acids. The transcript has a single exon. NCBI's taxonomy places the organism in Eukaryota, Viridiplantae, Streptophyta, Magnoliopsida, Rosales, Cannabaceae. The record is from RefSeq and is a predicted model, not a curated record.